Molecule: messenger RNA, 849 nt
Organism: Impatiens glandulifera
Lineage: Eukaryota; Viridiplantae; Streptophyta; Magnoliopsida; Ericales; Balsaminaceae
Exons: 6
Coding region: 1-849 (282 amino acids)
Source: RefSeq, a predicted model, not a curated record
AUGGCUCGGAAAAAAAGGUUAAAUACUGUAGAUUUUCCGGCUAAUGGAUCAACGUCUUGCAUGUCAUCAUCAUCAAAUAAUUCAAUACAUGAUGCUUCUACUUUUGAUGUCUUACAUAGUGAUACUCAAGAUUCUCAACCACUUAAAAGAGUACGCAGACCCACUACUCUACCUGAUGUAUGGGCUUUACCAAGUGAUAAAAGAAUUACAGUAUCAUUCAAUCAUUUGAACCAACCUACUGGACAAGAAGGAUGCACAUUGAGUUUUUUCUUAUGUACACUCGUGCGAAAUACAGAAAUAACUCCAUUGUUAUAUAAUGACUGGAGAUGCUUUCCCAGAGAAUUGAAAGACCAUCUAAUAACAUUGGUCAAGAAUAGGUUUGAUUUACAUCAAAUGGCUGAAAUUUGGGAACUAAAAUCGUUGGGAAGGUCAUUGAAAGGUUAUCGAUCUGAUUUGAAAGCACGAUAUUUUGGAAAAUAUCCGUUGAGAGAAGAUUUGUUAAAGAAUAGGCGAGUUGGGAUUCCAAAUAUACAAUGGAAUUUCCUCGUCAAUUUUUGGUACUCAGAUAAGAACAUGAGAAAUAGUUCAAUCAACAAAAGAUGUCGAGAGAAACAGAAUAUGCCGCAUACAUCUGGAUCUAAAAGUUUUGCUCGUGUUGCUUCUGAAAUGGAAAGCGUUAGACUAGAUCACUCAAGAGCUCAUGUAUUCCUCGAAACACAUAAAGCUCGUAAAGAUGGAAGACCUUUAAAUGACAAUUCAUCUCGAGCCGCGAUAUGCGGAUCUUGUGAUUCUUCUUCUGAUCUUCUUGUAUUAGAUGUUUCUUCUUAUAUGGUUAAUCUGCUUAUGUGA